UUCUAAAGCGCCAUUUCGCAGAAACAAAAAAACUUUCUGUGAGUUUGCUCAUCUUUACAUGUCUGCUGUUACAUCGUGUUUUUAGAGAUUAAAAGCAAGAUUUCUCUGAUUUCCUUUUGUGCCCAGGCAUGAGGGUGGGGUUCAGAUGUUUUUUUUUUCCCAGCUAACCACCGGACACUCCGCCUCUUGGCCCCCGGUACCCGAGCUUCCGUUGACGAAUUCAGGGGUCAGACGCUCGGAGGGCAGCUCCACGAAGCAGCCCGCUGGACUUCUAUGAACUCUGAGGGAUUUGAAGUAAGUUUAGACGGGACAAGCAGCCGUGGAGUCGGUCGGGGUGCCGAACCGUUCUCUGCCGUGCCACGUUUGAGUUUUAACCGCCGCCUGAACAUCUGUGAACCUCUGCAGUCAGACCGAAAAACUGAGGAAAAGUGAUUCGUCAGCGGCACAGUUAGACUGAGUCACACGCUGUUUCAACAUUUUAAAAAGGAGGAUUAAUGGCUUCUCUCUCCGUCUGAAGUACGUGUUCCGCUUUUGGGCUGAGUCACUGGCAGACCCACACGCACACUCAUCCAACUUGCCAGCUGCCUGCCUGCCUGCCUGCUCGUCUGCCGAACCCCCGAGGCAGGACUCCGCCGCCGGGCUUAUCCAGCCCCUGUCAGGUAGAAGGCGUGGCGCUGGGCGGGAGGGCUUUGUUCAAACUACACCUGGACGAGAUAUUUAGUUACACGAGGUCUAUUCACAGCUGGAGCAUGUCUUUGGGGAACCGGUAACGGUCCAUUUCCCCCAUGAAAACUUUUGAAAGUGAACGCAUCUGCUUAUAGCACCGCGAGCCCGGGUCACGAGGACAUGAUAUGGACCGUAAUGACGAAUUCAAGUCCUGACCCCUUCGGUCCGACGCGUUGAAUCUGGGUCAGGGUAUUUCAGUGCUUGACCGUUUAUCGACCAGUGUUCAAACAGUGUUGGAGCCAUGGCUUUGUCUCAAAUCCAGUGUCUGGACGAGCACCACGUCAACUGGCGCGUGAGCGAAAACAAACCGGAGUUUUUCUACAGCGAGGACCAGCGGCUGGCUGUCGAGGCGCUUAUCACCGGGGGCCGUGAGGCGUUCAGGGACUACAUCCGCGAGAAUGGCGUCCGGGAGUUCCUCUCGGAACCGGAGCUGGAGCGCAUUGCACACUCCGCGGAGGCCUACCGGCCCGGAUUUGAGCAUCACCUGAAGCCAGACACGCCGGGCCCGGGGAACACCUCUCCGGGGGCCGGGGAAGAAGGCGAAGACGGCGAGGUGUCGCUCGAGUACUGGCCAGACCGGUCUGAGGCCUCGGUGGCAGAUCUGGACUUGGGGUGGCUUGACACCAUCUCGUACAGAGGGGUCACGCGCGUGACUGUCCACACGCAACCUCCCACAGAGGGACACACGCACAUUAAGGAGGUGGUGCGGAAGAGCAUUGCAUCAGCGCAGAAGGUGAUAGCUGUGGUGAUGGAUGCAUUCACUGAUGUGGAUAUCUUUCGAGACCUGCUGGACGCAUCCUACAAACGCAGAAUUCCAGUGUACAUAAUCAUUGACUCAGCUGCGGUCCCCAGCUUUCUUUCCAUGUGUGGAAGAGCUGAUAUGCACCGUGGCCAUCUAAAAAAUUUGCGUGUGCGCUGCUGUGGAGGCGUGGAGUUCUUCACACGAUCGGCACAGAAGGUUCGCGGAUCUCUGAGCCAGAAGUUCCUCCUGGUAGAUGGAGAUAGAGCCAUCUCAGGUUCAUACAGUUUCACCUGGUGCUCGUCUCGUUUGGACCGUCACCUCAUCACCGUCAUCACAGGACAGGCCGUGGAGACCUUCGACAUGCAGUUUCGGGACCUCUACUUCACGUCUAGAAGCGUGUCUCUCAGCAAGGUUUCCAUGGUUGAUGAACCGGUGCCCGACCCUGUGCCCCAGGCGGUACCUGCCCCCGUCCCAGCGGCUGUGGCAAGGAAGCUCAUCAAUCCCAAAUAUGCUCUCGUUGCCGCGGGAACCCAUACAAGCCCAACCUCCUCUGACCAAAAUUCCAGCAACAAGAACUCUAACUCCCAGAAUCCCACUGGGCUGAAAGUGAUGAAACACCGUUUGAAGGAGGUCAUUGAAGCGCCGCCUUUACAUCCGGGGUUGUCCAAUCUAGAGAAAGCAUACCUGAUACCCUACCUGCCUACCUGGCCAGAGCCAGACCCAGCAAGUGACGUGAUUGGCUUUAUCAAUAUCAGGGAUGAAAAGAGGGCCAAUCAGGUUCACUUACAGAGGUCAGAAAGGUUUGAGGUUAGUCAGGCUAUACGCUUCAGCUCACCACUCUUUGCACCAAAACCAACUGAGGAGCCUGCUCCGACUCAGGAUACAAAAGAUGCAAACACAGCCGAAAAUCCUUCUGGUAAUCAAAACCCAAAAGCCUCUACUACCGACAAAGAGCUCAAACCAAAAACAGCAGAGAAAGAAGACCAAACAGAUUCCCCCCAACAGCCCAGCACACCCGCAGCACAGGACACACUCAAACCAAAUGGGCCAGAUUCUUCUUCACAAAUCAUAGUUACAGCGGAUUCACAGACAGCAGACGAUGCAAAACAAACCCCAAAGACCCAAACCGCAGCGCCUCCUGUUCCAAAGCGCCGCACCCUGCAGCUCGUCAUAGACCCCACCCCCUCCGACCAGCCCAUUGAGGCACAGGUUACUCUGAAAAAAAUGAGCCCACCAGAAAGUUUAAAAAAGGAGCAGACCCCGAAGAACCGGGCACCAAGCCGGAGCCGCUUGACGUCAAGGGACGAUGGCGAGGAAUCUGGAAGUAAUGAAGAGGGAAGCCAAGACAGUACCAAGGUCAUUUGUGACCGCGCCGCCAAUGAAGACCCCUCAAGUGCCUCCACGGCGUCGGAGGAAGAGUUCUACGAUUGUUCGCCGCAGGAGCCCAGUGACCCUGUGAUCAACGGAGGGCAGACAGGGUCGGGCCGAGGCCCUCGACAUGGAGACGGGCUCAACGUGAUGGCCCGCCUCUCUCAGAGCAUGCUAGACCUGCGGGAGCCCAGCCAAUCAGAGGACAGCGCUUCCCUCCUGCGUCAGUCCCAGCAGCUGCGCAGACAGGGACAUCCCUCCCCUCACAGGCACAUAGGACAGCUGUUUCAGACCUCAAGAUCCCCGGCUCGCGAUGAGAGGCUGAAGGGACCCAAGGUAAUCAUCGCCAAACCGGGAAGCUAUCACCGGCCCUCCCGAGCAGCCGGCCUCGUGGUCGGAGGACACCGUUACUGGCAGGGUCAAACGUUGCAUCCUGACUCCGCCCACCUGCGCUCCGGCCGGUCACCGCGGCGACACAGCCCGGGCUCCAGGAAGGUGGACCACUCGUCGCCGCAGCUCUCAUCCGACCCGUCGGGCUUAUUCGGAGCGUCUCUCUCAAAAUUCAGCAACUUCAGAAACUUCAGGACGCGAGGCGGAACGUCCCAGAAGAAAGGGUCUCAGAACAAUAAUAACGAUAAUAAUAAUAAUAAGGCUGGCAGGUAGGACUGUGAACCGGAGCAGGCACAGAAGAGCGUUUGCUGGCAGACAUGCUGCUUGAAAGACUGACAGACACUUGAGUCUGGAAUUGUUUCUGAGUUGAAACCCUGCAGCACAACAUUCAUGGAAGAACUGUUGGUGAUGCUGGAUUUUACCCUCACAUGUAAGCAGAGUCUGCGUGAUAUUUGUGUUUACAAACAUGUUAACGGGAUGACACGGAUGCCUUUUAGCAGGAUGCGUUGCAGUGGCUCUUCACAGACGCGGUACUCUGUGUGGUAAGUUUCGAUUUCUUCUGGCUAACGCAGGCGCUUCAGUCUGCUCUCCGUCAGAGGAGACAUUUCUGAAUGACCUCAGCUGCUCUCCUCUUUACACUGUAAUGUCCCACACGUGGUGAGAUGUCAUCACAUGUGAUCAGUCUGAUGUAUGUUGGGUAAUGCUGUAUCUACCUAUUGAAGCCAUCAGUACUGACACUACUGGUGAGGGGGCAGGGUAAUGUUGAAUUCUUUUAACCAUGUGAUUGAUUAUUUUAACAUACGUACAAACAUGCAAAUGUAGUGGGACCAAAAGUGAAUGUUUUGAAUAAAAUGACCGACUGUUCAUGGGCUGACUCUCUUUAAUGGCUAUGUAUGGGGAGAUUGAAGUAUUUUUAUGACAAUGGAAAAUCUUAACUGUAGCUUUUUUUGGUUUCUUAAGUGAUUUUGAAGCCUGGGUUGUGGUGGUAAUGAUGAGGUUAACGUGUGCUGGGCUGAAUCUCAGGACACUUGUAUGUCCUAGACCAAAGCGCUUACUAAAGUUAGCUAGAUACAUGGGAAAGAGGUUACUCUUG
Molecule: messenger RNA, 4319 nt
Organism: Menidia menidia (Atlantic silverside)
Lineage: Eukaryota; Metazoa; Chordata; Actinopteri; Atheriniformes; Atherinopsidae
Source: the annotation of a GenBank genome assembly